Messenger RNA from Parnassius apollo (apollo), 255 nucleotides. Lineage: Eukaryota; Metazoa; Arthropoda; Insecta; Lepidoptera; Papilionidae. The record is from the annotation of a GenBank genome assembly.
AUGGCACUGAGCAGCCGCCGCGCUCGUGGCCAGUGCGAGCCUUCAGCGACACUAAGCGUGCCGGGCUGCUUGAGCGCGGCGCAGACGCAAGGGCGCGUGCGACGCCCCCUAUCGCCGUCACGGGUGCUCCUCGAACGACUUUUCAAACGCUCUCCAUCAUCAUCUCGGGCUACUGAUUCUCAAGAGACAAGAUUCGGAAUGAGAAAAGAGAGGAAUGGACCUCCUCCAUUGCCGCCUAUUGAUUUUGAUUUAUAA